AUGAUGCAGACCAAGAUUGACAAUCGCGCUGCCUCCGGCAUCUCAUACUAUACGCCAGUCCAAGAGCCCCCGGCUGGCACGCAACUCGAGGGGUCAACCAAGCUGUUCAGCCCUAUUUCCAUCCGCAGUUUAACGCUCCCUAAUCGCCUUUUCCUGGCUCCCCUCUGUCAAUAUUCCUCAAAGGACGGUUAUGCGAACGACUGGCAUUUGACACACCUCGGCGGAAUCAUCCAGCGCGGACCGGGCCUGGCAAUCAUCGAAGCGACCGCAGUGCAGGAAAUCGGCCGCAUCACACCGCAGGAUCUCGGACUGUACGAAGACGCUCAUAUCGAGCCGCUGAAGCGCAUCACGGAAUUCGCCCACGGCCAGAAUCAGAAGAUCGCCGUCCAAUUGGCCCACGCCGGUCGGAAGGGCAGCGCCGUGGCCCCUUGGUUGAGCGGCAACGCCAUGGCGGUCACGGAAGUUGGGGGAUGGCCAGACGACCUUGUCGCUCCGUCGGCUAUCCCCCAUGAGGAGGGCAUCAACACUGUGCCCUCAGCUCUAUCUUUGGAGGAGAUUGAGACUUUGAAGAAUGCCUACGCAGCGGCUGCUCAAAGAGCUCUACGGGCAAACUUCGACGCAAUCGAAAUCCACGCCGCCCAUGGGUAUCUCCUGCAUCAGUUCCUGAGUCCGGUCAGCAAUCGGAGAACGGAUCAUUAUGGGGGCAGCUUUGAGAACAGGGUCAGGCUACUGUUGGAGGUGUGCGAUGUCGUUCGGGCUACGGUUCCGACAUCCAUGCCCGUCUUCGUGCGCAUCAGUGCCACCGAUUGGUUCGAGUUCGACGAAAGUCUGAGGCAAGAAUUCUCUGAGUCAUGGACGCUGGCUCAGUCAGUACGGCUGGCUCCUCUCCUGGCAGAUCAUGGCAUCGACCUGGUGGAUGUCAGCUCAGGGGGUAUUCAUGCCAAAUCCGCCAUUGCCAUUCGUUCCGGUCCGGCUUAUCAGGCGCAUUUUGCCCGGGAUAUCAAAAGUGCAGUAGGCGACAAACUUCUGGUGUCCGCCGUAGGUGGCAUCAAGACAGGCUCCCUGGCGGAGGAGGUGUUGCAGUCGGGAAUUGAUGUUGUUCAGUCCGGAAGGUGGUUCCAGCAAAAUCCAGGCCUGGUCCGCGCAUUUGCCAACGAACUGGGGGUCAAAGUCCGGAUGGCAACGCAGAUUGACUGGGCCUUUGAAGGCCGUGGCAAGAAGGCGAAGCCGAGUUCGCUUUAA
Messenger RNA from Aspergillus melleus, 1242 nucleotides. Its product is annotated as NADH:flavin oxidoreductase/NADH oxidase. The transcript has a single exon. Gene Ontology annotation, cellular component: intracellular anatomical structure. The coding region runs from base 1 to 1242 and encodes 413 amino acids. Gene Ontology annotation, molecular function: NADPH dehydrogenase activity; FMN binding; NADP binding. The record is from RefSeq and is a predicted model, not a curated record. Lineage: Eukaryota; Fungi; Ascomycota; Eurotiomycetes; Eurotiales; Aspergillaceae.